This is a messenger RNA of Photinus pyralis (common eastern firefly), 2010 nucleotides long. Its product is annotated as acidic mammalian chitinase-like. The coding region runs from base 448 to 1578 and encodes 376 amino acids. Gene Ontology annotation, molecular function: chitin binding; chitinase activity. Gene Ontology annotation, cellular component: extracellular region. The transcript has 9 exons. NCBI's taxonomy places the organism in Eukaryota, Metazoa, Arthropoda, Insecta, Coleoptera, Lampyridae. The record is from RefSeq and is a predicted model, not a curated record. Gene Ontology annotation, biological process: carbohydrate metabolic process; chitin catabolic process.
UCUAAUUGCAUUAUUUGUAUGGGAGACACACUCUAAUGCAGUUUUUGGUGGUCCCUAUUGUUAGGAAAAAAUCUUCUCUCAAGACUCUGUUCUGUAGAACAUCUUAGGAUAUUGCAAGCAGAUCCUCAACUGUUAUUAUCGGCGCUAAGAAACAUAUUUUAGAUAACCUCUGCAGCCUAACAAGUUAUGAACUAAUGUUUAAAACGUCUUCCUGCUUCACCGACCUUGUCGCAAGGAAUUAUGGGAAAUUUGCCCGCUCCUCGUGUCCCUCAAUCCUUAACUAAAAGACCGUAAACGCCGAAAGUGUAAACAGUGACGAUUUAUGCGUAUACCUAUUUAUUUAUUUCACCGCCAUUACCAUACGGCUCACAACAGGAGCCAUGGGUAUUUAACAGACUGCGAUGUGAAACUUCCAGCAAUUCCCGAGCCUCUUCGCAUAUUUAAAUUAUGUAUUCGAAGACACUCGUGUUUUGCUUUUUAGCCGUGAGUUUUAAAAUAAUUUCUGCAAGGAAGAUUGUGUGCUAUUAUGAGAGUUGGUCAGUAUAUCGCCCAGGAGAUGGAUCGUUUAAAAUAGAAGACAUAAAUCCCUUUCUUUGUACUCACGCGAUCUACGCUUUUGUUGGAAUUAACCAAACAUCAGGCUCAAUAAAAAUUUUAGACCCGUGGAACGACGUUGACAAUGGAGGGUUUCGUCGAUUUAAUGCAAUGAAAUCAAAAAAUCCAAAUUUGAAAACGCUAUUGGCGGUAGGGGGUUGGAAGGAAGGAUCAGUAAAUUAUUCUAAAAUGGCCGGAAAUACUUCUUUAAGAAGCAACUUCAUUACAAGUGCAAUUAAUCUGAUGAAUAAAUAUGGCUUCGAUGGCUUUGAUAUCGAUUGGGAGUACCCAGCACAAAGAGGUGGCGUUCCUCAGGAUAAGGCCAACUUUGUAACACUGGUCAGAGAAUUUCGCCAAGCGCUAGGGAAUGGACGCCUGCUUUCUAUCGCAGCUGGUGCUACUCCAAGUCAAAUAGCAACGUCCUAUAAUGUAUCCGCACUGAUUCGUGAUUUGGAUUUUAUUAACGUUAUGACAUAUGAUCUACAUGGCUCAUGGGAUGGAGUCACUGGUGCCAACGCACCAUUAUUUUCUUCUUCUGGGCUUUCUGUGUCUCAAUGCAUCGAUGCGUGGAUUGCAAAUGGAGCACCCUCAUCAAAAUUGGUCAUGGGUAUUCCCGUUUACGGAAGAACAUUUACGCUUACAAAUUCGCAAUUAAAUGGAAUAGGAGCUCCAACUUCCCAACCUGGAGCCCCAGGUCCAUUCACACAAGAAGCCGGGAUAAUUGGUUAUAAUGAAAUGUGUCUGAAAUUGUUAACAAAUCAAUGGGUUGUUGUAUGGCAUGAUGCUCAAAAGAUUCCGUACGCGUAUAAAGGGAACCAAUGGGUUAGUUAUGAUGGAACACGAUCAGUUAAUAUUAAAGUGACAUACGUUAAACAGCGGGAUUUGGGCGGUGCUAUGAUUUGGUCUAUUGAUACAGACGACUUCCGAGGAAAGUGUGGCUCAAAAUAUCCAAUCCUUACCACAAUCAAAAACGGACUAAUAUAACAGGAGAAACGCCAGAAACUAUUUGGAAAGACAAAUACAAUAAUGUAAUAUAAAAUAUAUACUUAGUAGCAUCUUUACAAAGGUUAGAAACGAAGUGGUUUACUGUUUUUCGUGUUUUCUUAAUUUAAACUGUUUGCUUUAAAAUUCAUCAAAACAAGGGUUGCACCGACUAGCUCAAGUGAGUAGUACAAUUUAGAUCUUUAGCUUUUCACUCUUACUGGCACCAAAACUAAUUUUCUUGUAUUCUUUGACAUAAAUAAAAUAGGACUUUGUUACCUAAUUGAAAAUUUACGCUUAGAUCCUUUAAAUUUAACCCAAUUUAAAAAACGUAAUUAUUUAACAAGACACUGGAAUUGUUUCGAUACCCUACUUACGAUAUCUAGUUCACGGUGAUUGAAAUACAACACAGUAACAAAAAUGUUUACCUCUGAA